AUGCAGUUCGGGCAAUGGGUUGCGCACGAUAUUAUUUUCAUGCCUUCAUCUACGGGGCCAAACGGGAGAACUCUUGAUUGCUCCUUAUGCGAUUCUUCUAAGAUCAACAAUAACUGUGCACCAAUUCCAGUUCCAUCAGAUGAUGAAUACUUCAAGCAAAAUAACGGAACUGGAAGGAGGAGUGUUAGACAGAGAGAUGAUACAGAGGAGACAAGGGCAGAAAGGAGGAGAGGGGAUAGGCGAGGUCAUUCCCGUCGUUCCAGAUGUAUCCGGCUAACUCGUGCUUUGAACGCUCAAAAAGGACUUGGAAAUACCCAUUUCCUCGACCUUUCCGCGGUUUAUGGAUCCGAAGAAUGUGAAGGAGCUUCGGAUACCAACUGUCAAUCAAAAGACCCAUAUUUUUGCUUCACUACUGGUGAUUUCCGCAAUUCGCUACACCCUGGAUUAAUUCCUCUACACUCCACUUAUAUCAAGGAACACAAUAGAAUUGCUGGAUUGUUCAAGGCUAAUCCGGAUUGGACUGAUCAAAAAAUCUUCGAGGAAACUCGCCGUGUGAAUAUUGCUCAAUACCAACAUCAAGUGUACAAUGAGUAUCUACCUGGAAUUGUUGGCGACAAACUUAUGGACAACUUCAAACUCAGGACUAUGAAACCAGGUUCUGGUUUCUCCAAGGAUUAUUCCCCAUCGGUAAACGCUGCGCUAACAGCUGAAUUUGCCGCUGCUGCCUUCAGAUUCGGCCAUGGACAAGCAAGAAAGGACUUUCCAAGAGUUACCAAUAAAAAUACCACAGCCGGAACGUCUGUCGAUAUUGGAAGCAAUAUUUUCUAUGUUGAUUCACACUAUGCCCCCAAUCAAGGAGGAAUGGCUUCGUUUAUAGAAGGAAUGAUGCAGUAUCCUGUGAUGAAGUCUGACAAUGAAUUCUCCUUCCCAAUUCGAAACCAACUCUUUGAAAUUCGAGGCCAACCAGCCUCAGGUGUUGAUCUUGUUGCUGUAAAUAUCAUGCGUGGUAGGGAUAUUGGACUGUUUCCGUACAAUGAAUACAGAACACUGGUUGGACUUAAAAAAGCAAAUAGCUUUGAUGAUCUGAGGAGCGAGAUGGAUGCAAUUAACGUUGAUGCUCUGAAGAAAGUUUAUGCUGAUGUUAACGAUAUUGAUCUCUACUCUGGUAUCAUGCUGGAAAAGCCUACAUUAGGCGCUGCGAUAGGUCCUACCGGAGGUUAUAUUAUAGCUGAGCAAUUUGCGGCUCUAAAGCGAGGUGAUCGUUUCUUCUAUGAUAAUCAGGUGCAAGGAACAAGAGGCUUAAAGCCAGGUACGCUCAAGGUCAACUUUAAGAUUUUCAUUGUUCCCGUUUUGAAAAGAAUAUCACAAUAG
Molecule: messenger RNA, 1371 nt
Organism: Strongylus vulgaris
Lineage: Eukaryota; Metazoa; Nematoda; Chromadorea; Rhabditida; Strongylidae
Source: the annotation of a GenBank genome assembly